Molecule: messenger RNA, 1848 nt
Organism: Miscanthus lutarioriparius
Lineage: Eukaryota; Viridiplantae; Streptophyta; Magnoliopsida; Poales; Poaceae
Source: the annotation of a GenBank genome assembly
AUGUGGAAGUCAGAAAAUGUGGAGCAGCAGCAGCUAACAGGAAAGGGCACAGAUACAGAACAGGGUGUCAACGCAGCUGUGUUGCAAGGUUCUCAAAUUUUGCAGGGCUCUUCUUCGGCUGCCGGACCAAGUGAUGUGCGGGUUGAGAACUCAGUGAUAGAAACAACAAAUACGGGUGCUGCGGGUAUCUCUCAGAAGACAGUCACCACUAAAGUAUGCAGAAGAUGUGGUGUAAAGGGCCAUUUGAUGUUCGAGUGCGGAGCGACAGUGUUUUGUGAAAUUUGCAGAAGCUCCGAUCAUGCCAUGAGUCGGUGCCCGGUUCUCAAGCAACCGAAACCAGUAACUCAGUUGGUUGGACAGGCUGCAGAUGCUCUUGCCGGUUUUCAUAUUCCACAUGCACCAAUUCAGCCAACAAAGAGAGAUUCGAGGUUUUCUCUGAUCUCGACUUCUAGUAAGAAUCUGACAGAGGAGGAUGUCGUAGCUUUUUUACAUGUAUUGGUUUCUGAUACUUUUGCUUGGGAAGUCAAAAGGCAAAGUGGCUCUGAGUUUAAGGUCCUUUUUCCUACAAAAGGUGAUCUCACAAAGAUGACGAGGUUCAAUGCAGAAAUGAAGGGAGUUACUCAGGAUGUUGAUACGGUGACUUCCAGAGCAAGUAGCUUUGGCCGAUUUGCAGUGGCAGUGCUAGAACCUGAAGUAAUUCCGACAAAGCUAGAUGUCAUCAUUGGUAAUAGGUACUUCCAGUUACUUUUUGAGGUUGAGCCUUAUCUUCCAAAUAUUGGGCUGGAAAAUAUUUGGAACACCCGAAAUGAUGGCAAUGCAGAUCAUGGCAAUGGAGCACAAAAAGAUACUGAGAUGGGAGAGACACAAAAUCAUGGUGAUAAUACCGCCUUAGGUGCAAGUGUAGCAAAUGCAAAGAACAAUAUUAGUAUGGGAAAACAAGUAAAGGAUCCGGAAGCACAGAUGGAUAUUGAUCUUUCAGAGGAUGAUUUAUUGGGUGAGGAAAAUGAAGUUAGUGAGGCGGCACGGGAUUUUAUUGGGGUAAAAAAAGGCCACUCGGUGAAUGUGAGGACUGCAGCUUCUCUGACGUUGUUAGGUUCUUCAUCAGCACCAGCUCGCUUACCGCAGCAACCAAGUCAAACGCAGCAGCAGCAGCCUGUUCAAACACAGCAGCUCACCAAGGGGGCGGGGGCACAGGCUGCGGGUGCUUUUGUGCCUACAGGUCUUGAUUCACAAAAAAAAUACAACCAGCAGUCUUUCGUGCUUGAUGAGGAACAGGAUGAGGCUCCAUUGCUUCCAGAUGGGGUAGCAGAAGGUGUGAUUACGAUUGAUGAUCAACACCUUGGGAUCCUUUCUGAUGCUAUGGUAGAAGCUGGCCUGUCAGCUGAUGGUGGAACAAAGAAAGCUAGGAAGUAUGAUGACUAUGGCGGUGCUGUCAGAUGGAGAGCUUACCCCAAAAAAAGAAUUGCUUACAGAAAUCUCGAGGAACCCCAAGAUAAUGUGAAUGCAUUAGUUAAUUCAGUUACUUCCUUUUCUAGUGAUCCUAUUGAGCAUAACUUAGGGGUGAUCGGGAUUACCUUGGGGGAUGGAGAAAAAGUAGUUGCUAAGUCUGUAGCUCUUAUCUUAGAUACGGAAAAAGAAAGAUUAAAACCAUCUAAUGUUGUUCAUUUGAUUGAUAAAGAAUUUGAAUCGGAGGAGGAUGAGAUUGAUCCUGAUACUUCCACUAUCAGUCGACUCUGUGGCGACUUGACGGAGGAGGUGAUGGACGAUAAUAGUGCAGGCCUUGAUGGAGUACUUGUUAAUAUACCCAUCAAGGUGGCAAAAAAUAGAAAAAAAGAAACUCCCCAAUAA